AUGGAGGAGGACGCGGGAGCCGCCGGCGCGGCGCUCGAGCCGGAGCCCGAGCCGGCGUCGGAGCCCGAGGUGGGCGCGGGCAUGUCCGAGGCGUUCUCCCGGCUCUGGACCGACGUGAUGGGCAUUCUGGACGGCUCCCUGGGGAACAUCGAUGACCUGGCUCAGCAGUAUGCAGAUUACUACAACACCUGCUUCUCCGACGUGUGUGAGAGGAUGGAGGAACUGCGGAAACGGCGCGUCUCCCAGGACCUGGACGUGGAGAAACCCGAAGCCAGCCCCACGUCACUUCAGCUGCGGUCCCAGAUCGAAGAGUCGCUUGGCUUCUGUAGUGCGGUGUCAACACCAGAAGUGGAAAGAAAGAAUCCUCUGCAUAAGUCAAACUCGGAAGACAGCUCCGUAGGAAAGGGAGAUUGGAAGAAGAAAAAUAAGUAUUUCUGGCAGAACUUCCGAAAGAAUCAGAAAGGAAUAAUGAGACAGACUUCAAAAGGAGAAGAUGUGGGUUACGUUGCAAGCGAGAUAACAAUGAGUGAUGAGGAACGGAUUCAGUUGAUGAUGAUGGUCAAGGAAAAGAUGAUCACCAUCGAAGAAGCGCUUGCUCGGCUCAAGGAGUACGAGGCACAGCGCCGGCAGUCCGCUGCCUUGGACCCUGCUGACUGGCCAGACGGUUCUUACCCAACGUUUGAUGGUUCAUCAAACUGCAAUUCAAGAGAACAGUCGGAGGAUGAGACUGAGGAGUCGGUGAAGUUUAAGAGGUUACACAAGCUGGUAAACUCCACUCGCAGAGUGAGAAAGAAACUCAUCAGGGUGGAAGAAAUGAAAAAGCCCAGCACAGAAGGCGGGGAGGAACAGGUGUUUGAGAAUUCCCCGGUCCCAGAUGAAAGGUCCGCCCUGUACUCCGAUGUGCACAAGAAGCCCUUUUUCUUUGACGCUUCUCCUGAGAAACCCCCAGAAGAUGACUCAGACUCUCUCACGACGUCUCCAUCAUCCAGUAGCCUGGACACCUGGGGCGCUGGCCGCAAACUUGUCAAAACCUUCAGCAAAGGAGAGAGCCGGGGCCUGAUCAAGCCCGCCAAGAAGAUGGGGACAUUCUUCUCGUACCCGGAAGACGACAAGGCCCAGAAGGUGUCCCGCUCCCUCACCGAGGGGGAGAUGAAGAAGGGGCUCGGGUCCCUGAGCCACGGGAGAACCUGCAGUUUUGGAGGAUUUGACUUGACAAAUCGUGCUCUGCACAUUGGCAGUAAUAAUUCGGACCCAAUGGGUAAAGAAGGCGAUUUUGUGUAUAAAGAAGUAAUCAAAUCACCCACUGCCUCCCGAAUCUCUCUUGGAAAAAAGGUGAAAUCCGUGAAAGAGACAAUGAGGAAGAGAAUGUCUAAAAAAUACAGCAGCUCUGUCUCUGAGCAGGAUUCAGGCCUUGAUGGGAUGCCAGGCUCCCCUCCGUCCUCUCAGCCUGACAGCGAACACAUGGACAAGCCCAAGCUCAAAGCCGGUGGUUCUGUGGAGAGUCUGCGGAGUUCUCUGAGCGGUCAAAGCUCGAUGAGUGGUCAGACCGUGAGCACCACUGAUUCCUCGACCAGCAAUAGGGAGAGUGUCAAGUCGGAAGAUGGUGAUGACGAGGAGCUCCCGUACCGGGGCCCGUUCUGUGGGCGCGCCAGGGUGCACACCGACUUCACGCCCAGCCCCUACGACACGGACUCGCUCAAGCUCAAGAAAGGAGACAUCAUUGAUAUAAUCAGCAAACCCCCCAUGGGCACCUGGAUGGGCCUGCUGAACAACAAGGUGGGCACGUUCAAAUUCAUCUACGUGGAUGUGCUCAACGAGGAAGAGGAGAAGCCCAAGCGUGCCACCAGGAGGAGGAGGAAAGGGAGACCCCCCCAGCCCAAGUCGGUGGAGGACCUGCUGGAUCGGAUCAACCUCAAAGAGCACAUGCCCACUUUCCUGUUCAAUGGCUAUGAAGAUCUGGACACCUUUAAGCUCCUGGAGGAGGAGGACUUGGACGAGUUAAAUAUCAGGGACCCAGAGCACAGAGCUGUUCUCUUGACGGCAGUGGAGCUGUUACAGGAAUAUGACAGUAAUAGCGACCAGUCUGGAUCCCAGGAGAAGCUGCUUGUUGACAGCCAGGGCUUGAGUGGAUGCUCUCCACGAGACUCAGGAUGCUAUGAAAGCAGUGAGAACUUGGAAAACGGCAAGGCUCGGAAAACCGGCCUCUCUGCCAAGUCAUCAACCGAGUCCAGCCUGAAGUCUUUCAACAGGAACCAGCUGGGCAACUACCCAACCUUGCCUUUGACGAAGUCAGUGGACGCUCUGAAGCAGGGAGGGGAGGGGAGGCUGGGCGGUGGUCUCACCCCUCUCGCCUCCAAGAGCUGUGAUCCCCCGUGUGUGACUGAUUUGAAUAAAAACCGAAGGAGUCUCCCCGUUUCCAUCUGCCGGAGCUGUGAGACCCUGGAGGGCCCCCAGACUGUGGAGACUUGGCCCCGGUCCCACUCCCUGGACGACCUUCAAGGAGAGCCCGAGAAAGAUGUGCCUGGCGAGGUGACAGAACCCUCCCCUCAGACUGUACCUGAAGUGCCACAAAAGACAGCCCCCUCCGUCACAAAGGUUCCAAGCCCCAAACGAGAUUCUGCUGUUGACAAUGCAUUGCUACUGACCCAAAGCAAGAGAUUUUCUGAACCUCAGAAAACGACUACUAAGAAACUGGAUGUCCCGAUGGGGCCUUUUUCACGGGGUACAUCCCCCCCUCCGUGUUUGCCCAAAACCUUUGACGCCCACCUGCCUGCCGUUAAACCCAGUUUAACACGGACGCCUCUGGAGGGUCACAGGAAAGGACUCGAUUUCGAAGGAACACAUCACCCCGUGGGCACCAAAGAAGGCCUGGAUGCUGAGCAGAGGGGCCCCGAGGCCAGAACGCAGGCCAAACCUCCCGUCCAGCCUCCGCCCGUUCCCGCCAAGAAGAGCAGGGAGCGCCUCGCCAACGGGCUGCAUCCUGUCCCUCCUGGUCUCCCCAGUGCCCCCAUACCUGACGCACCGGGCCUGCCGCUUAAAAAGGGCAGCCCCGGCGGCCCCAGCGACUGUCCCCCGGCGGCGGUGGUGGCCAGGCCUCCCCCAGGGCCGGAGCCGGGCAGCCCGCCCAGCACCCGGCCACCACCCUGGCUGUCAGAGCUGCCCGAGAGCGCCAGCCUCCAGGAGCACGGCGUGCGGCUCGGGCCCGCGCUGGCCAGGAAGGUCUCCUGCGCCCGCGGGCUGGACCUGGAGAUGCUGACCGAGAACAAGCUGCGGGCGGAAGGCAUUGAUCUCACCGAGGAGCCCUAUUCUGAUAAGCACGGCCGCUGUGGGAUUCCUGAGGCCCUGGUACAGAGGUACGCAGAAGACUUAGACCAGCCGGAAAGGGAUGUCGCCACCAACAUGGACCAGAUUCGUGUCAAGCUGCUUCGGAAGCAGCACCGCAUGGCGAUCCCAAGCGGUGGACUCACAGAAAUCUGCAGGAAGCCGCUGUCUCCUGGCUGCGUGUCGUCCGUGUCGGAUUGGCUGGUUUCCAUCGGUCUGCCCAUGUAUGCCAGUGCCCUCUAUGAGGCGGGCUUUAGCACCCUGGGCCAAGUGCCUUCUCUGUCCCACACUUGCCUUCAGGAGGCUGGCAUCACAGAGGAGAGACACAUAAGCAAGCUCGUGUCUGCAGCCAGACUCUUCAAACUGCCACCAGGCCCCGAGGCCAUGUAG
This is a messenger RNA of Rangifer tarandus platyrhynchus (Svalbard reindeer), 3711 nucleotides long. The record is from the annotation of a GenBank genome assembly. NCBI's taxonomy places the organism in Eukaryota, Metazoa, Chordata, Mammalia, Artiodactyla, Cervidae.